Oenanthe melanoleuca is the source of this 2138-nucleotide messenger RNA. RefSeq names its product nipsnap homolog 3A (gene NIPSNAP3A). Lineage: Eukaryota; Metazoa; Chordata; Aves; Passeriformes; Muscicapidae. The transcript has 6 exons. The coding region runs from base 174 to 926 and encodes 250 amino acids. The record is from RefSeq and is a predicted model, not a curated record. Gene Ontology annotation, cellular component: mitochondrion.
CCCGUACCGCCCCUGCUCCUGCCCCGCGUCGCCCCCGUGCCGCCCCUGCUCCUCCCCUGCUCCUCCCCCGUACCGCCCCCGUGCGGGGGCCGGCGGCGGGGCGGUGUCUGUGUGUCUGUCUGUCUGUCUGUCUGUCUGUCUGUGUCUGUGUCCGUGGCCGGGCCGUGGUCGCCAUGCUGCCGCUGGCGCUGCUCCGCCGCCCGCUCGCCGCCGCCGCCCGCCUGGCCCUGCCGCGCUCCGGCCCGCAGGUAUGCCUUGCUACAGGGCCCAGACAAGAUAAUGGCGUUUUCUACGAAAUUCGCACCUAUGAUAUUAAGCCAGCGAAGAUGAAGGAGUUUUUGGGAAUGAUCGACAAGUACUUGCACAUCCGCACAGCUCACUCGGAGCUGGUAGGAUUCUGGUACUCGGAGCUGGGAGCCAUGAACAAGGUGUUUCACAUUUGGAAGUACGAUAAUUUUGCCCACAGAACAGCAGUACGGCAUGCACUAGCAAAUGACAAAGAAUGGCAGGGAAAAUUAAUCUCUGCAAUUCUCCCCUUGGUAGAGAAGCAGCACAAUGAGGUUGCUUAUCUGGUGCCCUGGUGUCAACUUGGGAAGCCUCCAAAGGAAGGGGGUGUAUAUGAAUGGGUUACUUUCCAGAUGAAGCCUGGUGGGCCAGCAUUGUGGGGUGAAGCAUUUCGAGCUGCAAUGAAUGCUCACAUCAACACAGGAUAUACUAGGUUGAUUGGUGUUUUCCACACAGAAUAUGGAUUACUUAACACAGUCCAUGUGUUAUGGUGGAACGAGAGCGCAGAUGACCGGGCAGCAGGAAGACACAGUGCCCAUGAAGAUGCCAGAGUUGUAGCAGCUGUGCGUAACAGUGUCAGAUUCUUGGAGUCCCAGCAAAAUGUACUUCUGAUUCCCCUUCAAUGCUCACCACUGAAGUAGCUUUCUUCUAAAGGAUGCAACUGAUGGCAGAAGAUGGAAGUGCUGUCAGCAAGUGACAUGGAUUCCCAUACCCUCAUGACCUGAGUUGUUCUUCUGUUGGCAAAAAAAUAGAUGCAAACUAGCAAUGUAAAUCAGCACUCUUGAUCCCAGUUGUUAAACAAGAAGUUUAUGAUGAUAUUCCUACAUCUCCAGGACAACGAACUUAGCCAUAUCAUGACACAAACCAUGCCUCACCAAUCUUCUAUUUUAUCCCUAAGUUCUUCAUAAUUUUUCAUAGCUAGUUUACUUAUCAAACUGAAUAAGUGAAGUGCCCUUGUCCAGCAUUCCAGCCAGGGAUGGUAUCAUUUUUAUAACAUAGUUUGAUGCCUCUUAUAAUUAUCUCAUCUAAGUUAUUCCACACAAUUUAAAAUGAUGCCUAGAGAGGCUACCUGGAACAGAGGCUAGACAGCGUUAAAGGAAUAAAGUAGAUAUUUAUUAAAAGGCUUUCAAGGGAUAUGACUUGGGCAGUACAAGAGCCCAGCUGAGGCUCUACCCAAGACAUGGCGUGUCACGAGUUUUCACACUUUUAUAAGUUUUGGUCCAUUUACAUACAGGGGUUAAUUAUCCAAAUACAGCUUCAGGUUAUGAAGUUCCAUUCUCCCAGUUUGCUUUCCUCAAUCCACUGUUGUUUGCGCUUUUUGGGCCUGAAGCUGUGACUGUGUCCUUGGUUCUCAGUUGUCUAACUAAACUUGCUAACACUUUAUAUCAUGUUCAGAGUCACAUACCAAUGCAGUAUAGAAUCUGAUAAGCCCUCAAAGAAGGAAACUCCCACAAAUAUUUUACCCAUUUGUUUUAAUCAGACUUCUCACUGGGAAGUUUAUAUUAAUUCUGAGCAAUGUCCAACAUCAGUGUUGCUGGAAUUGCACUUAAAUACAACAGUGGGGCUGGUUAGGUAGUGUAUCCUAAUGAGCUCUGCCAUGAGACUUUUUACUUAAUAAUUUGUUAUGGUUCAUUUCAGCCUUUUCAUUUCUUGUUCAUUAAACACUGCCUCAAAAUUGUGAGUUAUCCUCACAAAUUUUGCCAUGGGUAUUCUAGUAUUUGUUUAGGGUGCUAAAGCUGAUUAGCCCUUGUUCAAUUGUGUCAUCAGACUCAACUGAUUGACAUGUGCUGGCAUUCUUUGAAAUACUUUUUGUCAGACUGUUAAAAGCUAAAUAAAUGAGUAUAAAGCAUUAA